AGAGCAGUGUAGCGCGACACCGGCAAGCUGUAGGGGAAAGGGGACGAAGGUUACACACCCAGCAGCAGGCCGUCCAUGUCAAAGAUGAGAUAACUCGGUUUUGGUCAUCAGGGUCGCUGGUUACGGGUCAAAACCCCAUCGGCAGAAGCAGACACGAUGGUAGCAAUCUCAUGCUCCCAAGGUGCCACACUGACCUGAAGAUCAAUACUGCUUCUAGAUUCUCUGCCAAAGCAAUGUUGGAGGGAAAUGGUCUCUCAUCCUGUAGUGCCGUCCUUCUCUUUUCCCCUCCACCCUUCUGCUUCAGCUCACGUGACUGGACUUUGCACUCGUUUACUGAUAAUACAAGCUCAGCCAUCUUGUUUGAAAACUAGAGGCAGAAACAGAAACAAUUCCGUGCUGCAAGGGUACUCUCCACGUGGAUUUGGUGUUUUUGGGUGUUCAGUCCCUGUCAGACCAGCAGCUGAGGCUGUUCUAAUACCAGGAGAACCACAGUAGCCAGUGGGAGAAGCACUGCAUACCGCUGCCUGGUGGAAACCGUACUUGGUGGGGAAAGAAGUCAAGGAAGGAGGAAGAGCAGCAGCAGGAGUAGUGAUGGAGCGGUAGUGGAAACAGCAGCACCUGGGCAAGCAGAAUUGGAUGAAUCAAGCAGCCACAUCCAAGAGGGGGAGUACUGUUUGUAUCCAGCACUGCUUACAAACUGGCAGCUCUGAAUUAAAAGCUGAUGACAUGGGUUACUCAUUUACAGAUGUUACUCUUAGCUACGAAAAAGAUGGGACUCCUUUUAUUUUUAACAGUUCUUCAGUGUGCCAUAAGUAGUGUCAAUACCUACAGUGUUUCAAAUCCCAACGUUGUUUUACUGAUAGCUGAUGAUCUUGGUAUUGGAGACCUGGGAUGUUAUGGGAACAGAACUUUAAGAACGCCUCAUAUUGACAGGCUAGCAAAAGAAGGAGUGACACUUACUCAGCAUAUAGCAGCAUCACCACUGUGUACUCCAAGCAGGGCAGCUUUCCUGACAGGGAGAUAUCCUAUCAGAUCAGGAAUGGCUGCUUUUUCACGAGUUGGUGUCUUCUUAUUUUCUGCUUCUUCUGGGGGACUUCCUUCUGAAGAAAUAACGUUUUCCAAACUCCUGAAGCAAAGAGGUUAUGCAACAGCUCUGAUAGGAAAGUGGCAUCUUGGGAUGAACUGUGAAAGCAAUAAUGACUUCUGUCACCACCCCCUCAGUCAUGGAUUUGAUUACUUUUAUGGGCUUACUGUGACCAACCUUAGAGACUGCAAGCCUGGCCAAGGCAGCGUGUUUUUAAAAGGGGUUCAGAUGUACCUUGUCAUCCUAAUCCAAAUCCUUGGAGUCACUGCGGUUUCAUUGGCAGUAGUACAUUAUGUUAGCUUCUUCAAAGUACCUUUCGAAGCACUUGGUUUCUGUCUAUUAAUAACCUGUAUUUCACUUGCGGUUUUGAUUUUUUUCUUUUAUCAUUUCCGACACCUGAACUGCUUUUUAAUGAGGGACCAUCAGAUAAUCCAGCAGCCAUUAUCCUAUGAGAAUCUUACUCAAAGAUUGACAACAGAAGCUGUACGGUUUAUAGAAAGGAACCAUAAUGCACCAUUUCUUCUUGUCCUGUCUUAUCUUCAUGUCCAUACUGCUCUAUACGCUUCAAAAAUGUUCAGAGGAAAAAGCAGGCAUGGAUUAUAUGGAGAUGCAGUGGAGGAAAUGGACUGGAGUGUAGGUAUGUUGAUCUUAGGACAGAUUCUGGAUGUGCUGGAGAAUUAUAAUCUGAGCAAUAGAUCUCUUGUAUAUUUUUCAUCCGACCAAGGGGCUCAUAUUGAAGAAAUCUCUAGUUCUGGAGAAGUCCAUGGAGGUUGCAACGGUAUAUAUAAAGGUGGAAAAUCAACUAACUGGGAAGGAGGUAUUCGUGUGCCAGGGCUUCUCCGUUGGCCUGGAGUGAUACAUGCUGGCACUUAUAUAGAUGAUCCAACAAGUAACAUGGAUAUUUUUCCUACCAUUGUCAAACUUGCUGGAGCACAGUUACCCUAUGACAGAAUUAUUGAUGGACAUGAUCUGAUGCCUUUACUUCAAGGAAAAGUUAUCCGAUCGAAGCAUGAAUUUCUCUUCCAUUACUGUAAUGCAUAUUUAAAUGCAGUACGCUGGCAUCCAAGAAACAGGAGAGGUUCAUCUAGGUUCUACAGAACUAAAGAAGUUAAGUUCAUAGUAAAGAGAAGACAAAGCAGGAAAGAUCUGCUUAAAAGUACCAUUUUAAAACAACUUCUAGUUUUGACAGGUAUUGCCUUUUAUGUGAGAUGGAAUUAAAAUAAUAUUCGCUUCUGAAGAAGUGAGAGUAAGAAAAGGAAUGCUUUCCAUUUUCCUUACCCUUGAAAAGAGCAUGUUAUUCAUACUGUAAGGCAUAGUAAGGGUUACAUUGUUAUUGAAGAGGGCUCGCGUUAUUUACAGAAUCAUUCUUACUUUUAUUUUUAUUAAUAUCAUAUUGAGUCUUAAUAACUAAAAAUUGUGGACUGAAUUCAUAUGCUUAAAGAACGCCCAUUUGUGAACACAAUGUUGACAUUUUGGGGGGUUGGACUCAAUGUGCUCUAGAGGUCCGUUCCAACCCUUACAAUUCUGUGAUUCUGUGAUUCUGUGAUUCUGUGUUUCUGUGAUUAGAGAGUAGUCAGAAGACAGAGUCUGGGUGGAUACUGAAAACUGAGAAAUACUAUGAUGUUCUACAGAACAAAUCUGAAAAUCUUAUUUCUGCUAUCAAAUUCUCAGUGCAAGAGUAGGUAGGUGAAGCUAGUAGUUGUCUGCAGCAAGUGGAAAUGCAUUAGUUUGUAAAUAAAGAUUUUGCAUUAGAAAUGGUGGCAAUAUACUUCUGUUUAAAAAAAUCUGUCCCGUUUGGCCCUCUUUGUGCAUUUAAGAAAGAAAACCUUUCACAGGUUAUCUACACAGUUCUUUCUGGAGGCAGUGAUAGGACCCAAGGGAACAAUAGGACAGAUCUGCAUGAGGGAAGGUUCAGGUUGGGGAUUAGCAAAAGGUUCUUCACCAGAGGGUGAUCAGACACUGAAACAAGCUCCCCAGAGCAGUUGACCACUGGCACUAAGUCUUCUGGAAUUCAAGAAGCAUUUGGGCAGUGUUCUCAGACACAGGGUUUGAAUUUUGAGUGGUCCUGUGUGGGGACACAGGUUGGACGCAGUGAUCUUCAUUGUUACCUUCCAACUUGGUAUAGUUUAUGAUUCUAUUAUUCUGUCUCCAAAUAUUUGUUAUUUGAAAUAUAUGUGCAGUAUAUUCAUAAGUCAACAGUCAGGUGUGGUUGUCAUACAUCUUUGUGGAACCUGUACCCUUGCAUAGGUGUUUCCUGUUCUUUUGCUGGUGCAGAUUAGUAUGGAUUCACAUUGUCUGCAAGAAUGCCAACAGUUAUCAUUUUUUGCUUUCAUUGCUGAACAAUAGAAGAUAAACUUAAUAGCAAAUUGAUCCAGGAAGUGACCAUACUCUUUUGCACAGCAUCUUUAGAAGGAGAGAUAAUCAUACUGUGUGACCAUGAAUGUCAUCAAAGAAGCAUUUUGUUGUCUUACAAUGAAAUAUCUUUCUUUUUUAAAUCAAAUCUUAUCAUAACAACUUCCUACUUUUUCUGAGAAAAUAAAUGCUUUGAAAGGAUGAGAAAUAAGGGAUUUGAAGAGGAAAGAUUUUCCUAUUGUCACAAAGAUUUUUGCUUUCUAUUUAAAAUAGACUUCCUCAGUUAUAGUAAAAUUGAUGCAGGAACAGUUUUGUCUGAGAGAGCCAUUCCACCAGAGAAAGACCAUGUUAAAUGUCCUUUGACACAGACAUUAUACACACAGACUUUCUUUCAAUGAUCAUACAAUACUGCUUUCAUCAUAUAAAAAUAGCAACCAUAACAUAUUUGUCUAUCAAUUCCAAGAUAUUCUGACCUAAAUUAGUAAUGUUCUUAGGGAACAGAGAAAGGUUGACAGGUUUCGGUGAUCAUAAAAAGGCAAAAGCAUUUAAAGUAGCUAAUUCAGUAUUAUUUAAACUUCAGCACGGGUGGCUUCCUGUCAGGUACUGUGUCAUGCACUUAUGACAGUAAAAAGGAAAAAAAAAAAGUAGGAUCUUACAGAUUUUUUUUUCUCUCUCUUUUUUUUUUUUUUUUCCUUUGCAGCUAACACUUCAAUAAGAAGAAAGGUCUGAGUUAGAAUGCUUGUCUGAUAGGUUUUUUUGCUAUUCAGAUGGUUAAUGGGAGUAAAAACAAAUACAUAUAACAGCAAGUUCAUAAUAGCAGCUAAAAACGUGCUGCAAAUUUCAAAAAUGAAUGUCAUCUUACAAAAUAAAUUAAAACAUGGUCCUUAAACAAUUUCUAGAGCAUUUCACUUCUAAAAAUAUCUUCCAUUCAAUGUUGCAUUUGAGCCUGCAGCAUUCUAUUUGUUACAUUCAGAACAUAGUUCACAUUUAUCCUAAUCUAAAAAUCUCAAAGAAUUAGGGGAUACAUAAUGCAUUAAAUGCAUUAAUAGGUUUAUCUUAGGAGAAGAAUAAUUCCUGAACACAAAUGUCCAAGUUUAGUUUCAUGGUUAAUGGAAGUGUAAUUUGUCAGUCGACAGAAUAGAAACUGAGAACUGCAGGUUGCUUGUUCAUCUGCUUCUGUUCAUUCAGGCCUGCCUUAGCAGAACUGCUAGGUCAUUUAGAAGUUCUGGUGAUGUCAAGAAUACCAGGUAGCUCAGAACACCAAGAGUAUAUAGAAGCAACAAAAAGCUGACCUAGAACACCGUGCAGAUGUUUACAAGGAGUCAGAAAUGAAAAACGCUCUGACUAGAUUUUGGAAUUUGAUACUAAACAGAUUUUACACUGCCUGUAGUUCCUGAGCAUUAUCAAAAGCCUUUUUCCCUCCUCCCUCACAUUCAUAUACCAAAGUAUUUCAGGUCUCUAGAUAGGAACUGUUUUAAUUUCUGCCUGUGCUUUUGAAUAGUUUUAGCGAUAGUUUGAAUGCAGGAAAGGAUUAUUCCAUUGGUAAGUAUUUCUUGAAUUUAGGAUCUGGCAAAUGAUUAGAACUAACAAGAGCAGUAUGUACGUGCACAGCUGCCUGAGUAUUCUCCACCAAGUAAUUCUUCAUAUUGCAAAGUAUAUUGUAAAUCUGUGUUCAAGUCUGUGUUCCAUUCAUAGAGAAGCAAGAAAGAGCUAAGAACAGUCAAUGUAAUCUUUGCCUUGACAUACAAGAAAAAUUGUCCACAACAAUUGUUCUUUGUUUUUCCUAACAUAUUUCAAGAAUUUUGUUCAGUUUGUGGAUUCACUGACCUCAGAUAUAUACUUUGGUUGGAUUUUGUAUUUCAGUUGCUAUACAUUCUGACAAGGUCUAUGAGAGCACACUAUGUCUGCUCCCUGCAGAGGGAGGAGCACAUUUAGGAGGGCUUAAAGCAUCUGUGUUCUUUGGUGAUUCAAAGGCCUACAUGGCUGUGUAAUAUCUGUACAGGGCAUCUUACUCCUCCUCUGAUUAAAUUUGGUAUACACUUGGGAAGACAGUUGUAGAAGCCAACAUUCUAUUUUACAUUUAGUUUUAGGAUCUUUUUAUGAUAGAUAGACUGGAAGAAAGUAGUGGUCCAAAAUUCAGAAGUUAGAAUCAGACAAACCUAUGAGAAUCAGCAAGACAGAGAAAGCCUUCAAAGUGAAGGUGAGGAUUUGAGUGAUAGGAAAAUUGUUUACCAAGUCUAUCUGCCUGGCCUGAUUUCCUUGUGAAUGUAGUUUAAUUGGUCUAAUCCUAAGUGAAAUGCAGACUCCUUUCUAUGUCUCCAUGCCCUAAGUGCCAAGAUCUUGGAUUAGAAUACUAAGUAUUAGCAAAGAAAUAGAGUUUAAGUUUGACCCGUGAGCUAGAUAAUCUUGGCAGUCUUUUCCAACCUUGGUGAUUCUCUGUUUAGCACAGUUGCCAGCCCAUUAGAAACAUCUUUGGAAAUAUAAGAAAAAUUUCAACAGGCUAUUCAGACAUUGCCUGAAUCUCUGUAUUUUAAUUAGUCGCUUUACUGAGGUUGUUGUCAUUAUUUGUUGGUUCUCUUUUGGAGAAUAGCAUAGAAGAAGGAGACACUAUAGUAAACACAGUAGAAAAAUAUGUUAUCCUUAGUGUUGUCACAGAUCUUUAGAGAGUAUUUUGGCAAAGAAAUCAGCUAAAUUGAGAGAUGCACACUGAGUUUGAAGAACUAUGGAUAAAAAUUGUUUGUAAGCUUCAAAAUCCAAAAAAUAACUACCAGUAUGUAGAUGUUUGUAUUUCACAAUAUCCUUUGAGUGCUGUCAUCACUCUUAACUACAGUGGGAAGGGAGGGCAUAUAUAAAAUUUAUAUCUUGUCAUGUAGUGCCAAAAGCAUUUUCAGUUGUCUGGAGGAAGUACAGUGUGUAACUGAAUGACUUUAGACAGCAAGUUGUUAUUUAUUCUAUUUAUUUAUAUUCCUAAAACAAGGGGUUAACCUAAGCCAUAAUCUAUAGGAGCAUAUUCUAUGAGUAAAAAGAAGAUAAAAAGGAUUUCACACUCAAGUAUGUGGCUGUCUUUGUUUAACUCAACUUUGUAACUGCCUUGUACAAAAAAAGCCCAGACUUCAUAGUGCUGCAAUAACUAAUAAUAAAUGUUGAAUUAAAUUUGUGACAUAAGUGCACUCUUCAAAGAUAUUCUGAACCAAACUAGAAUUAUUACACUGAAUAUUGAUUACUUAAAAAUAGAAGAGAAACACAAAGAAAAGAAACACCACUGGCAGCAGUGGUCUACCUAACCCUCCUACAACCGAGUUUUAGAAAUUGGAAGAAAGUGUAAUCAGAAUGUAUUUUACCAUGGGAAAAAAAAAUAAAUCCUUUGUGACCCAUGAAAGUGAUAGGCUAAAAGCUUUAAGCUUGGAAAUGAACUGUAGUCAUUUUUAGGAUGAAAAUCAGACACCAACUGAAAUCGUAGCAAUCUUGUCUUUUUACACAUAAAAUUGUAAGGAGAUAUAUAGUACAGAAGAUAAUGGCUGGAGCUUCCCAGGUCUCUUACAGCUUGUUUUCUAGCUUGAGAUUAAUUCACUCCAGAGUUGAUUACAACUCAGCUGAGCACUCUGGUUAUGUGUAAGACUAUUCUAUGCUGCUGAAUCUCUCCAGUGGGCUCAAGGAAGGCUUUUUUCAGAUAUAGGUUCAUGCACCAGAUAGUUUGAAAAACACCUGGAGUUACCAGAACAUGCUGGGUAGUAUAUCAUGUAAAUAAUAAAUAAAUAAAAUCUAAUAAGAGUUGAAGAGCAUUUGUAGAUCCUUUCUCAAAUAAUUAGCUGAGCACACAAGUAGCUUCGCUCACAAAUUAAAUUGUACUCUGCUUAAUUUAAGCAUGAGAUUAGUAUUUGAGUUCUUAAAAUAGAAUACAAAUGCUUUUUGAUCUUAAGGCAAACAAGGUAAAAUCAUCCUCUCAGUAAAUUCAUGGGAAUUUUUGUUCAGUUCAGUUCAGAAGACCAGAACUCUAAAAAUGGCAUGGAAAUGAAAUUUGGAACUGACAAUGCAAUGAAGAAAGGGGCAAUCCAAAUGAACAAACACUUGCACCAAAGUCUUCAUUUAAACUCUAGCAAAAGUUUGCGAAAAAUAUACAUUUGAAAAAGUUGCUAGAUAAACCACUGAGGAGUGAAAGGAGUGUGCCAAUAAAAUGUCUUUGUCUUCAGCUAUAAAGGAAAUGAAUUAUUGUAGCACGAAAGUUACAAUAGAAGAAAACAUCUAUCAAGAAAGCACUAAAAAAAUACAUUGUAGGGAACAAUCAUGAGGUGGCAAGGGAAUGAAUUAGAUGACAAAAAGAAAAUUCAUUUGAAAUAUCUGAAAUGAGCUUUUGUUCUUAUGUGCUACAACUGGAACAGAGAAAAUGCAUAUAUUAAUGUAAGAAAGAUAUGAACAUCACUUAAGCAGUCAAUUCAGAUGUACUUUAGCUACUGACUUCAAGGCUACUGACUAUAGCUUCAAGCUGUGCCAGGGAAGGUUCAGACUGGACGUUAGGAAAUACUACUUCUCUGAAAGAGUGGUCAGGCACUGGAAUGGGCUGCCCAGGGAGGUGGUGAAGUUGCCGACCCUGGAGGUGUUCAAGGAAUGUUUGGACGUUGUAUUGAGGGACAUGGUUUAAUAAGAACUAUUAGUGAUGGGUGGAUGGUUGGACUGGGUGAUCCUGUGGGUCUUUUCCAACCUUGCUUUCCAAUCUUGGUGAUUCUAAACGAAAAAAAAAAAAAAAAUGAUUCUAAAGACUAUUUCAGAGGUCAUUCAAUGAUUCUUAUGGAUGAGUAAGAUGUUUCAAAAAGACCCAACAAAUUAUGUUUAUAAAGAAGAAACUUUUGUGGGUAUUUUUGUUUGUUUUAAAGAAAAAACUCUGCAAACUUCCAUCUGUACUUUCUGACGACCUCAGUUAAAUAUAGGGAUUUUAAACAUACUUGAGAGGAGGAGAUUCACAAUCUAUGAAUACUUUCAGGUCUUUCAUAAGCAGCAGAACCUUGUAAAUAGAUAUUGGCUGCCAAGUUAAAUUGAAGUUGGGCUAGAUAACACUGGAGAGAUAGACAGUUCGACUCUAGCGUGUGGUGGUGUCUUACUCUGAAGGUGACUACUGUAGAAAGAACGUAACACAAAUGCUUGUCACAGGAACCUCUAUGAUGUUUAUGAAAGCAAAUCCACUCAGUAUCUGUGAUUUCUGUCUGGUUAUUUUUGCAUAACAAAUAAGCAGUUAUAGAGCAAAGGCCUAGUUCCAUAUUCAUCAUAAGAGCACUAGGCAAUAGCUAUAUAAGGAAUUGAAAAAAACAAAACAACAAAAAAAUAUCUUUUUAAAAGCAUCAUUAGUUAUAAGGGAAACAAAGUACUUUGUAAGAAAGUUGUUCAAUGAAGAAUGAUGACUUAGAGGUCAUUGUAUUAUGGAUGAUCAUGGAUCAAGGUUGGUCAUCUCUUAUCAGGGAGCAACUGUUCAUAAAGUCAGGAACAACAAGUGACCUUAGCUGUGGAAGUAGCCUCACUGGCAGCACCCAAGCAGAAUGAGCAGAGCUGAGUGCUAAUAACAGGGUCCAUCAGUAACCCCUAACUAGGUGAACUGGUGAUUCAGAUUUAAGGUCUACUCAUAGAGUCCAGUCGAAGCAGGAAGAGAUAAGAAUGAAGACACAGGUGGAAGAAAGGCUACAACCUCAGGCAUUCCAGAGAUGGGGCUAAGGAGUGGGACUGCUGAUGACCUUGGGCUAAGAUCAAAUGGGGAUCCUGGCACAUGGACAGAGUAUGUGGAUGGGGUUCCAACAUAGGGCUGGUCAGGAUCGGUAAGGCAUACUAGAAUUCUCAGGAUUCAAGCAUCUCAGGUUUUUAGCAAAUUCUGAGGGUGAUGCUAACAACAGGCAGGUGUAAGCUUUUACAUCUGAGCUAAUCUGAUCUAACUGUGAUCUUUAAAAGAGAAAUAAGCAGAAUUAUUCUCACCCUAACAUAGAAUUCUAACAAAGAUAAAAAGCAGAUCAAUGAACAGUCACAUCUAGCUUUCAUAAAAAUGAACACAUUUCAGGGAUCCAGAAUUAGAUGAGAUGACCAAAUUGUCAAAUUACAUAAUAAAUAGCAGUAGAGCACUGAGCAGUAAAUCCUACUGAGUGCCUUAAAUGUAAAAAAGUGUCUUGCCACCUUUUUUACAAUGUGAAAGAAAUGAAUAUUUUUCUAAAUGUCAAGAAUGACACUGUAUGUCUUUUAAAGUUAACUGGGAAUUUUAAGAUCAUGUAACAUAAUUAGUGUCAUUUUUCUUUUAAAUCAGCAGAGGUUCAGAUAAGAGCCUGCCUACAAAUAUGCCACAAAUAACGUAGAUAGUUUAGAUGGUGUAGUAAAAUACAAGGGGUGAAUCGGUUUUGUAUAAAUGAAUAUCAUUUUAUCCAUGCAUCAGUGUCCUGAAAGAUCUGACAAAAAUAGUCAGAGAGGAAAAGCAUGAAUUAGAUACAAAUCCUGGUUUGAGUUACACUGGCAUAAAGCUCUUUAAAGUCCAAUUAAGAAAGUACCACUUACAUUCAUGUUCAAUUUUCCUUUUAACACAGAACUAAAAUAGUAAUUUACUUCAGCUAUUAGCAUCAACUCUCUGAGAGAUGUUUAUUUGUUACGAGUAAUUGUUGUUGCUGACUGGGGCAGCUCUUACUGCGGAGGCAUAAGGGUCUGAUGUGCAGAAAUCAGACCCUGUAGCCAGUAAGGAUAUAGAGCAGGCAUGUGUUUAUUGGUGAUGCGUGUAUACACCCUGGUGCAAGGGGGAUCGCUCCACCUAACUUGCACACUGUCAGGAGAAAU
Molecule: messenger RNA, 10231 nt
Organism: Gallus gallus (chicken)
Lineage: Eukaryota; Metazoa; Chordata; Aves; Galliformes; Phasianidae
Gene: STS
Product: steroid sulfatase
Exons: 14
Coding region: 722-2302 (526 amino acids)
Molecular function (GO): arylsulfatase activity
Source: RefSeq, a predicted model, not a curated record